Suillus subaureus is the source of this 2583-nucleotide messenger RNA. RefSeq lists its product as uncharacterized. The record is from RefSeq and is a predicted model, not a curated record. NCBI's taxonomy places the organism in Eukaryota, Fungi, Basidiomycota, Agaricomycetes, Boletales, Suillaceae. The transcript is spliced from 5 exons. Bases 148 to 2400 code for a protein of 750 amino acids.
GACUUGGUUUACAUCGACUAAGUUGUCUGCGUGAGGAUUAAUAUUCUAAUUCGACCAUCGACGCGUUGAGCCCUGAACGCGUUCAUCCCCUAAUCUUUCCUCGCCACACUCAAAAUCUAUAAGAACUACAAAUCGAACAAUUUUAUCAUGGCUAGAGCUACUCGUUCAGCGACACAGCAGAAUGAAAAGGAUAAACAGCCAGAUCCUGGAGUUUCACAACGUGCAAAGCAAUCCACAAAGAAACGCAAGCGCGUUUCACUUCCAGAUGAUGACCAGCCUGCACAAAAGCAGCAUCGUGGAGAGAAUGGCAUAAAAGAGGAAUCAAUAGACGACAAGUUGUCCAAGGGAAAGAUGCCCGAGCUCGACCAUGUAGCCGAUGUCCCUCUAGACACUCCAAUCGCACAAAAUGUCCUUGAAAUCCUUGAAAUGGUCGACUCUCAAGGUCUUCUCGACCGUGUCUUUCCCCUGCCCGCCACAAAUCCAUCCGAUCCCUCCACAUCAAAAUCGCAAACGGGAACGUGUUCUCUGCAUACUCUCCUCAGCGAGUCAUCACAGCACCCGCUCAGGGUGCUGCAUUCCGCAGUUCAGAAUCUAUUUCCAGAGGUCCAUCCCGCGAGGUCUCGCCCAUCCUCUGCUGCUGCACUACAAUUGCGCUUUUGCAAUCUUGCCAUCUCCCUCCUCAACCAGGCAUCCUUCCACUCCGUUCCGCUGCCCCUUGACAUUGAAUCCAUAAUCCCAGUCAAUCCAGAUCCAUGUGCUGCAGAUGCGCCAUCUCUCAGUCCGAGCCUCCUUGAUAAAUUAUCUCACACUGGACAGGGUAAGAAAUAUGCCCUCAUGCAACGCCUCCCAUCCGGCACCUGGUGGUCAUCCCUCGGCUCAGAUCUCUUAACCGACUCAAAAGAGUUCAAAGACCUCCAAACUGCCAAUGCAGAACUCGUUGCCAUCCUCCCCUCACCUUCGUCUCUCGUAUACUCCGACGCCACCUCCAAUUCGAGCAUCACUCUCACAGAUACGCAAGCUCCGAUGACGCUGGGUGCCUACAUACCGAAGAAGCCUCCAGGACAUCGGUCAAAGGUUCUUGGCCCUCGGCACGUGAGCUGCGGGUCGUUUUUGGACUAUGGUCCCUAUGCGAGCUUUGCACCGAGCUUUGAUCAGGAAGGUGUAGAGAUUGGAAGAGAGGCACUUGGGGAGGUCUUGUGGAGAUGGGAGGAUAGGAAGAAGAGUUGGGCUGUUGAGAAAGCGCGUGCUGCUGAGGAGGCUGCACAAUAUUCGUCUAUGGCAGGGUUGGAGGAAGACGAGGAAGAGCAGAAUAACGUCGUCGACCCAUCGCUUGAGGAGAGUCUUGAUGAUGACGAAGAGGUUUUGGAUGGCCUGCUUUCAAAAGAACAGAUUGCCUCCCUGAAGUCUGUCUUCAAGAGCCUGGAGUUAGAGAAUGCUGUUCAGGAACUGCUGGAUCGGAAUACGAAAGCUCUUAGACGGUUAGAGGAGCUUCAGAGGCAACGGCUGAUGAAAGAAGGGGGAUUCCAUGCAGUCGAAGAAGGAUCAGAAGAGUGGGAUACUGCUCAAGGCAUUCUCGAGUCACUCACCUUACUGGCAUCACUACGACCCCGACAGUCGGGAAGCGCUGAUGUACCACUCAUUCCCUCCUCUGCCAUACUCCACAAACUACAUCGCACACUCCCCGUUGCGCCCUCACAAGGCUGGUAUGGUACCCUGCCUACAGGUCCCGCGCCCACGCCCAUCCCUGCAACCCCCGCUGCUGCUGCUACACCAGUUGCUGCAACAGCGGCAGUUGCACAGAACUACCAGUACUCGUAUAACUAUGCAGCAGCAGGCUACCGCGGGAGUUAUCAGUACAAGCCAGGACAGACACCCUCCUACUACCCCGCUUCAUAUGGCACACAAGGGCAGACCCAAGCUGCCACGCAAUACUAUGCUAACCAGCAAUAUGCAACAUCAGGUCAACAACAAUACGCCUACUCUUCCUGGUACCAGUAUCAACCUCCAACCCAAGCUGCUGCUGCCAGUACUAGUACGACGGCUACUCCGGGGACACCUCAGACGAGUGCAGUUGCGGCUGCAACUGCACCUGCACCUGCAACCCCAUCUGCAACGAUCCCAACGAGUUAUGCAGGGUUUUUCAGUCACACUGCACAGGCUGGACAGCGUGCAGUAGCGAAUACCGUCACUGCAAAACCACCCCAGGCUGCUGCAGGCACAAUUUGGGGCACAGGAGCAGCUGGUGCAAGUGGUUAUAUCCCUCCAAUGCUCCCCCCGCAUAUGCGAACCGCUGCAGCAGGCGGUACCGCACAGCAAGGAGGGUAUACUUACCAGCCUAAUUAUUAUGGGGCGUAUCAGCCUCAGCCUCAGGUUGCGGCUGCUGCGUCCCCUGCGCAGUGAUAGCAGCGAUUGGUGUUCUGAUCUUUUGUUCUUAUGUUUUUAGUUUCCAAAUUAUAUUUCUUUGCGUUUGCUGAGUGCCAGCACUGCUACGUGUGGUUUAGGUGGGGAUACAAUGUGAGCUAUGUAGUAGAACAUGUGAUAAUGAAUAUUGAUUAUGUAAUUGGAGUUUGGUUAUCGAGUGAC